ACUUUGGUUUUAAUGAAAAAAAAUAAUUGCUUUUUGUUCAAAAUAAUUUCUCUAUUAAUAUCAUAUGAGUAAAAAUUAAUUUAGGAUUUAAUGACGUGGCCUCUUGUCUCCCCCCAAUCCCCCGCACCGCAUGGCUCUGAUUUCUUGAGACGUGGCCUUACACCUUCCACAGAAGUCAGAACCAGUUUCCCAGCUCCUCCUUUACUUUUUCUUCUUCUUCCUUCUGGUUCUGUUGGUCUUCACAACAGUCAAAGCUAUGGCGGGUUCUCUUCUUGUGAAUGGCUUAAGAACUCUGUUCUUCGUAUUGGGGUCGGCUAUGGUGGUCACUCUCAUCUACACCAUUUCUGUAGACGGCCUCCCUUUCCGCAUGGACGUUCUCACCCCGUGGAUGACAGCAACUUUGAUUGAUUUCUACAUCAAUGUUGUUCCUUUGGUGGCUUGGGUUUCCUACAAGGAAUCAAAUUGGAUUAGUUCAACGGUUUGGAUAAUUCUGCUUAUUUGCUUUGGCAGCAUUGCAACGUCUUUUUACAUAUUUGUGCAAUUUAUCAAGUUAUCUCCGGAAGAAGCUUUACAAGAUCCAAUCUACCAUGUUCUGUUGCAACAUUCAAACAAGGAUAGCACAAAACAAAAGGAGAAACACUCCCCUGUGGCGAUUUUAAGGAUCUUGUUUAGUUUCUUGGGGUGCUUUAUGCUAGGAACUUUGAUCUACACAAUUGUGACUGAUGGUUCACCGUUCCGCAAAGAGCUUUUUACACCGUGGAUGACAGCUACACUAAUUGAUUUCUAUAUAAAUGUUGUGGCUCUAUCGGUUUGGGUUGCCUAUAAAGAAGCAAAUUGGAUUAGUGCUUUCCUUUGGAUAAUUCUUUUGAUAUGUCUUGGAAGCAUCAUCACAUGUGCAUACAUUGUUAGAGAAUUGUUUCAGAUUACUUGUCAAGAUCCAGUUUACCUUAUUUUAGUGAAACGUGAGGACAGGGCAGAAAACAGGUAUGAGAGACCUGAACUGCACAAGAAGGUUUUGCCCUGAUUCCAGAGUACACUGAAACCACACAUUUCAAACUGCUUGCAUGGAGAAUUCUUUCUUCUUGUUUCUUAUGUUCACUACAAAUGCUGCUGAUAUAUGUUAGAUUAUGUAAAUAUUCUUUCUUCUUGUUUCUUAAUGUUCACCACAAAUUACUUGCAAUUCUACAAACCAUCUCUUAAUGCUUGAUGAUAUUCUUUCACUACA
Messenger RNA from Rubroshorea leprosula, 1225 nucleotides. NCBI's taxonomy places the organism in Eukaryota, Viridiplantae, Streptophyta, Magnoliopsida, Malvales, Dipterocarpaceae. The record is from the annotation of a GenBank genome assembly.